AUGGCCGACGCGACGCUCGACGACGCCGCGCGCGCGCUCGAUCGACACGCGCGCGCGCUCGCGGCGGCGGACGUCGUCGAGCGCGCGUCGGGACGCGUGGACGUGUCGAGCGACGACGCGCGAAUGAUUCAACGACGACGGACGCGCGACGCGUGCGUGGACGCCCUCGACGCCGCGGAUCACGUCCUGGACGACGCCGAGCGCGCGCUGGCGACGGGCGGUGGCGACGCGCGCGCGGUGGAGCGGUUAAAGGCGCUGCGGACGCGGGCGAGGGACGGACGCGCGGACGCCGAGGCGUUCGGACGCGGCGAACGCGUCGCCGCGCUUGGGGGGGUGUGCGCGCCGCCGAGGGUAGUGGAGAGCGUCGACGUGGGCGUGGAGGGACGUGGGACGUCGAUCGGAUCGGUGUUUCGCGCGUUGGCGGGACGGAUGGGUACGGCGGCGGCGACGACGCGCGCGGGCGACGGCGACGGGCGGGCGGGCGACGGCGACGGGCGGGCGCGGUAUUCGAGGCAGCAGCGCGAGAGAGAGGCGCACAGCGGGGUGGAGACGAGAGGUGUUCGACGCGGUGAGGCGAGCGAUGGCGCGAGCGGCGGCGCGUCGGGGUUCUCGGGCGACGGCGCGACGCGAGGUACGUGGUUCGCGGGCGCGAAGGAGAGCUUGGCCAGAGUGGACAUCGCGGGCGGCGACGCGCCUCGCGAGCGACCGGCGUCGAGGGUCGAUUCGGAAGCCGCGGAUCGAGACGAACUCUUCGGCGGCCGAGCGCGCGCGACGUCGACGUCGACGCCGUCGCGCGUCGCGGACGCCGCGCGCGGAUACGCCGCCGAGCGCGACCAAAGGCUCGACGCUUCGCGCGGCGCCGCGCGCCUGGACGCCACGAGCGACGUCCUCGCUCAGUGCGCCGACGCACUCGCCGACACCGAGAGCGUGGGUGCGAGCGUCUUGGCCACGCUCGCCGCCCAACGCGAGUCCCUCGUUCGCUCCGGGACCGCCGCGCGGCGCGCGACGCGCGACGCCGACGUAAAUUUAAAAAUCGUCACGGGCAUGAACAGCUGGACCAGGCUCGGGCGGUGA
This is a messenger RNA of Ostreococcus tauri, 1074 nucleotides long. RefSeq names its product unnamed product. The transcript has a single exon. The record is from RefSeq and is a predicted model, not a curated record. Bases 1 to 1074 code for a protein of 357 amino acids. NCBI's taxonomy places the organism in Eukaryota, Viridiplantae, Chlorophyta, Mamiellophyceae, Mamiellales, Bathycoccaceae.